UACGCUUCCUGCUAUUGGGAUCAUGCUCUAAACAGGUUAGCUCCUCCAUGACAUAUAGUUUUGGCAUGAAAGAUGGAUCUAAGGCUACCAGAGAGAAAGAGUUAGAAAUGACUGUAGACUUUUUCUAGCAUCUUUUCAUACUUUAUUAAGAAAGGGAAGGAACUUAGGCUUUAUCAUGAUAUAGAUUUGAUUGACUUAGGCCCACAUAUCUGCAAGAGUCAGCCAAAUUUAAAUUGUAAACAUGUUUUUAGAAAAUCUGAAUUCCCCAGCACAACUGGCUUUAACGACUGGAAACAAGAUGCAGGACCCCAACUCAGACACUGAGUGGAAUGACAUCUUAGACAAGAAGGGCGUCUUACCCACCAAGGAAAGUCUAAAAGAAUUGGAAGAGGAGGCAGAAGAGGAGCAGUGCAUCCUUCAGCAGUCAGUGGUGACAACAUACGAAGAUAUGACUUUGGAAGAGCUGGAGGAUCAUGAAGACGAGUUUAAUAAGGAGGAUGAACAUGCUAUUGAAAUGUACAGAUGGCAGAGACUCGCUGAGUGGAAAGCAAUUAAACUGAAGGAUAAAUUUGGAGAAGUUUUGGGGAUCUCAGGGAAGUAUUAUGUUCAAGAAGUUACCAAAGCUGGUGAGGGCUUGAGGGUCGUCUUGCACCUUUACAAACAAGGAAUUCCCCUCUGUGCCCUGAUAAAUCAGCACCUCAGUGGACUUGCCAGGAAGUUUCCUGAUGUCAAAUUUAUCAAAGCCAAUUCAACAACCUGCAUACCCAAUUAUCCUGAUAGGAAUCUGCCCAUGAUAUUUGUUUACCUGGAAGGAGACAUCAAGACUCAGUUGAUCGGUCCUCUGGUGUUUGGUGGCAUGAACCUGACAAGAGAUGAGUUGGGGUGGAAACUGUCUGAAUCUGGAGCAAUUAAGACAGACUUGGAGGAAAACCCUAAGAAGCUGAUUGAAGAUGUGUUGCUGUCCUCAGUGCGGAGCUCUGUCCCCAUGAGGAGGGACAGUGAUUCCGAAGGUGACUGAGGCUGCAGCUGCUAUCACAUGCUGA
Symphalangus syndactylus (siamang) is the source of this 1043-nucleotide messenger RNA. RefSeq names its product phosducin-like protein 3. Gene Ontology annotation, biological process: positive regulation of gene expression; angiogenesis; protein folding. Gene Ontology annotation, cellular component: cytoplasm. Gene Ontology annotation, molecular function: protein folding chaperone; vascular endothelial growth factor receptor 2 binding. NCBI's taxonomy places the organism in Eukaryota, Metazoa, Chordata, Mammalia, Primates, Hylobatidae. The record is from RefSeq and is a predicted model, not a curated record.